Molecule: messenger RNA, 2808 nt
Organism: Kazachstania africana CBS 2517
Lineage: Eukaryota; Fungi; Ascomycota; Saccharomycetes; Saccharomycetales; Saccharomycetaceae
Gene: KCS1
Product: inositol polyphosphate kinase KCS1
Exons: 1
Coding region: 1-2808 (935 amino acids)
Biological process (GO): inositol phosphate biosynthetic process; phosphatidylinositol phosphate biosynthetic process
Cellular component (GO): nucleus; cytoplasm
Molecular function (GO): inositol hexakisphosphate kinase activity
Source: RefSeq, a predicted model, not a curated record
AUGGAAGGCACACAGCAUUCGAAGGGACUCGUAAGAGAUCAAAAUACCAUGGCAUUACAAGACUUGAAUGCAUCAGACAGUGGUUCAACAGACCAUGUCCUACACGGAAGAAAAGCUUCUACAUACCUACGAAUCUUUAGAGAUGAUGAUAGUAUAUCUAGUAAUAAUCCAGAGUUCACUAGCAUCAGAAAUAAUAGCAACGAAGAUCUCACGAGUGUAAAAGAGAUGGACUUCGAAGAAGAACUUGAUGCUGAUGAAAAUGAUAAUAUAAACGCCCCCUCUAUAGAUUUUGGUAAAUACCCAGAGAAUGAACUACGGCGUAAUGAAAAAUCAUAUACAAAACAAGACCAGGAUAUAUUCGCUCAAAUGGCUUCACAGGCACAUGAGACAGAUUUACAUAGAGAUCCUAUCGAUAAUGAUGAUUUAUCACUUGAGCCUGUUUCCUCCGCCACAUACUAUCCUCAUAAAUCAAAAUCAACAACCAAGAUCUCUUCCAAUGAUAUAGAGCUUAACGAUGUUCCAAGUGACUCAGAUACUGCAUUUUUGAAGAAAAUAGACCUAGAUACAGUAAUUUAUGAUAAUGAAGACAAAGUUAACGGUACCGGCGAAAAUCCUACCAUUACUGCAUCAGCUUUUGAAAAGAAAAGUACCAAUGAACCAAAAAAUAAAGAAGAUGAAAACGCACAACUUGCAGAUGACGAAGGGGAAGAGGAAGAGGAAGUGGACGAUGAUGUCGAUGAUAAUGAAUACCCACUGGCUGUCGAAUUACAACCUUUUACUAAUAAAGUGGGGGGCCAUACGGCAAUUUUUAGAUUUUCUAAGAGAGCCGUUUGUAAAGCUUUGAUGAAAAGAGAAAAUAGAUGGUACGAGACAAUGGAAAUUACCAACAAUAAGUUACUGCAAUUUAUGCCCCGCUACAUUGGCGUCUUAAAUGUUAGGCAGCAUUUUCGCUCUAGACAGGAUUUCUUGAAUCAGGUUCCUAAAAGUGCGUUAAGUAGUACUAAAUAUAUUCAAACAAACGAAAAUACUGUAAAUUCAGAGAAGAAAUCAAUCAUAUCACAAUUCAAUGACUACAAUAAAUCAGCAACCUCAAAUUUUGCAGAACAUAAAAGUACUUGCGGUGAGCAAGUAGGUUCACCGUUAGAGCAUGUGCAUUCGUUCACCCUCGGAGAGGCUUCAUCACCAAAAAAUAAAGUGAAGGGCUAUCGUAAUUAUUGUAAUGAUCUAUUACCAGAAGUAACAAUCGAUGACAACAAGCAUAUUAUUCCUGACUCCUUAUGGGGCCGCUAUGCCAACAUCUCGCCGGUAGAUUCUUUCCGUGAUGAUAGUUUCUUAUCAUUCAAGGGUAUGUCAAAUGGCGAAACAGAUGCUGCUCCAAGAGGCUACAGCAAUAAUAACACUGGGGAUAAUACCAAUGAUGCGUAUCAAAGGCGUGACUCUGGGUCGACUUUACUCAAUACAAAAUUAAAGGAUCUUAUUUUGCAGGAAGUAUUUGCACCAAUUUGUGUGAAAAAAGAUGGUAUGGUGGACUGUACUGAAAUACCAACAAGAACUGUAUCAGGUAAAUAUAUACGAAAGAAAACCAGAUCGGCUUCAACUUCCUCCAAUCAAGAAGUUCCUUCUACAAGAAAAGAUUCGAAUGCUUCUUUGAAAGAGCUAGAUAAGCAACUCGGAAGUCCACUAAUGAAAAAAUCCUUGAAAGAAUCUAUAUCCAAUGCUAUUGAUGCUUCCCAUUCAGUAAUGGAUUUAAAGCAAUUUCAUAAAAAGGAAUCUCUCAGAGAGACCUUGUCAUCAUCCAAGUUCCAUAAAAGAUCAAGAUCACAGCAUGUAUCUGCGCAAAAUUUGGAACAGUGUGACGAAGAAGAAGCAGAUACAAAUAUCUCCCGAGCAAGCUCAUUCGUUAGAGCAGAUACAACGCCUCCACCAGAAUCCAUUACUUUUGAAGAACAUACGGAUACUAUUGUCUCGAAGUUUAUUCUUUUAGAAGAUUUGACUCGUCAUAUGAAUAAACCAUGUGCCCUUGAUCUGAAGAUGGGCACUAGACAAUACGGCGUAGAUGCAAGUGCUACCAAACAAAGGUCUCAAAGAAGUAAAUGUUUGAAGACUACAUCAAGAAAACUGGGUGUACGUAUCUGUGGUAUUAAGCUUUGGAAUCAAUCUUAUUAUAUAAAGAGAGAUAAAUAUUUUGGACGUCGUGUUAAAAUAGGGUGGCAAUUUGUGAGAGUUCUAGCUAGAUUUUUAUAUGAUGGUGUUAGUACCAAGAGUAUUGUAAGGCAAAUACCUAGAAUAGUUAAGCAGUUAGAUCUAUUGGCUACAGAAAUAUCGAAUUUGAAAGGCUUCAGAUUAUAUGGCGCAUCCUUAUUAUUAAUGUUUGAUGGUGAACCUGAUAAUAAAAAGAAACAGCUCAAAAUCAAAGUCAAUUUAAUUGAUUUUGCGAAGUGUGUUACGAAAGAAGACUUAGAGGAAGGUAUCAGAUUAAAUCAGUUAAAUAUUCCACCACAUCACCAAGAAUUGGAAGAUGUUGGUUUUGUUAGGGGGAUAAAGUCUCUAAAAUUUUAUUUAGUGAAUAUUUGGAAAUAUUUAGCAGGAGAUUUACCCAUACCUUCUAAUGAUGAAGAAUUAAAGGAACUUCUGGAAAAGGAACAUGAAACAUUCGACAAAAAUUGGGAUUGGUUGGAUGAUUUUGAUAAAGAGGAAGAAAAUGAAUUUAAUGACCCCGAUAGCAAAUUACGUAAGAAAUGGAGAAAGUACGAGUUGAUCUUUGAUAUUGAACCGAGGUAUAAUAACGACAGCGAUAUUAGUGAUUGA